Messenger RNA from Peronospora farinosa, 1896 nucleotides. Lineage: Eukaryota; Oomycota; Peronosporomycetes; Peronosporales; Peronosporaceae. The record is from the annotation of a GenBank genome assembly.
AUGGACGCGUGGGGGAGUCAGAAUGCGGCGGCGAGUGAGCAGCGGCUAGGGGAGGAAGAGGAAUGGGAGAUGGCUACGACUGGUAAAGACGCACUGAUUGUUUUACUGGAUGUACGCAAGGCCAUGUUUUCGUCGUACCCCCACGCGGCUGUAGAUGCUCCUUCCACAUGGUUUCAUGCUGUCGUGGAACUGAUGAUAAAGCUUCUUAAGUCGAAAGUAGUUGCAAGCGAUAAUUCAUUGCUAAGCCUCAUCUUCUUUGGGACGAACAAACGUGGAGAAGCAGGUACACUAGAGCAAGUCUACGAAUUUCAACCGCUGGGGUAUCCGUCAGCGCAAAGGAUCAAGGAACUUCACGCUUUGCUGGAGUCUGACGUGCAGUCGGCUUUUGGAUCCAUGGAGAACUCGGAGAAUUUUUCCUUUAGUAACGCUUUGUGGCAAUGUGGGAUCUCGUUUUCCAACGCAAAUUUGAAAAAAAAGGAUUCACAGCGCAUCUGGAUAUUUACAAAUGAUGACAGCUCACAGGCUCCAGACACAGAAGAAGUAGAUCGGAUUCAGAAGCAAGUCCAGAACCACACCGAACUAAAACGCACGUUAAAUUUCUUCUAUAUUACUCCGCCUGGAAAGAAAAGGUUCGAACUGGCAAAGUUCUAUGGAUGCAGCUUUAAAGACCUCUCGGCUGAUUUCGAUGAAGAAGCGAUUGAAAACGAAGCAUACUUCCAACCUGCUUUUCCUGUGGGUUCACUUGAUGAUUUAAUGGAUGGGUCACUGCGCAAACGCUUUCGCAAGCGCCGCCUGACAACAAUUCCUCUACAUAUCACAAAAGGUGUGUCAAUUGGUGUAGAGCUGUACGCGCUAGUAAUUGUUCAGCGCAAAAAUACGCCGGUGGCUCUUGACGCGAGCACAAAUACCCCGCUAAAAGUUGAGACAAAAUGGCUGUGCGAAGAUACAGGGGCAUACCUUACUCCCGACCAGAUCAAAAAGUACAUUGAUUUCGGUGGGAAGCGUGUGUAUUUUACACGGGACGACCUGAUAGAAAUCAAACAUUAUGACGCUCCAGGGCUUCAGCUAAUCUGCUUUAAGCCGGUGAGCGCUCUCAAUUGGAACGAAAACAUUCGCUCACCAUAUUUUGUGUAUCCUUCGGACGGCUACAUCGAAGGUAGCUCUACCGCCUUCAUGGCCAUUCUCAACUCGAUGUUGAGAAAGCAAAUGUUUGCCUUGGCGAGGUUAAUCGCACGAAAAACAAGCGAGCCUCGACUUGUGGCAUUGGUUCCUCAGGAAGAAGCUAACGACGAGAUGGGUCAGGUGCAGCCUUCAGGGUUCAAUGUCAUUUUUUUGCCGUAUUUGGAUGAUAUUCGUGACGUUUCGGUCGAGACCGUUGGAAAUAUCGCCCAGGAGAAAAUUGACGCAGCGAAGCACUUGAUCGCGAAGUUGAAGCUGACAGAAGCUCCGAGUUUCGAGAACCCAGAUCUGCAAAAGCAUUACGCUGCAAUUCAAGCUCUAGCGCUCGACGAGGAAGAACUGGAAUUUGACGAAAAGAAAGACACCACUCUUCCCGAUGCUGAGGGCUUUGACCAAGAUGAAGUAAAGGGUGCAAUUGCUGACUUCCGAGAAGUAUGCGGUGGCGAGUUACUUGACGCGUCAACGAAAACGAAACGCAAGUUAUCGGCUCCGGGAGGGCGCAAGGCGACCAUAAAAAAGUCAAUGAAAGGUGGUUUGGGCGAAUUGGAGGCGAAGGAAACAUUUGACAGAAAGGAGUGGGCUGCGCUGGUCAACUCUCACGCAAUUCAAAAGAAGACUGUGGCUCAGCUAAAGGCAUUCUUACAAGCUCAUGGCCUCGUAGCUGUUGGACGGAAGGCCGAUCUGAUCAACGCAGUCCAAUCCUUCAUUGAGAUGUAG